AAAGGCAGCCCGGUGUAGACAGUUAUUUCUGUCUUCCAGUUCCUCAGUGCAUUUUUACCCCUUUCUCCUUUAAGGGCAAAAUUUACUUUAGCAAAGAAUCAAAUGUAACUUUUACUUCAUUAGGACUAAAACCACAGGUAUAUUCCGGUUUUUUAGGGUGUGGGUCACAACGUUAUAUAUUCUCCACCGUUUACAUUUCUGCUUCCUUUCCCAUUCAAUUUUUUUUUCUUGUUGGAGAAAUGUUUUUCCUUUAAUACUUUUAAUAAAUCAUUUUUCCUGACUUUCCAUGGGAGUACAAGUGUAGGAACUAAGGAAACUGAAGGUGCGAGUAUUAUUUUUAUGGUGGCACAUGGAAACCUGUGGCUUAGCUUAUUUGCUACAUAGAUCCUUUUAAGUUAUCUGAAUAUUACACACAAACAUAUGCAUCGAAAACGGAAACAGCUUGAUUACCGCAUAACACUAAGGGGAAAUGUUAAAGCUUUGUUUGACAUAUCAUAAUGGCAUGAUAUGGCUAAGGUAUAGGUGGAUUUUCAUGUAUUAAGCCAAAUGAUCAGAUUAUGGUUUGGUGUUAUGUGGAAACUAGCCAAUGAAUAUAUUUAUUGCAUUCAUAUCCUGCCUUUUCUUUGGGAGUUUAAAUUAGCAUAUCUGGAGCUGUCUCCUCAUUUUAUGGCCAAUGCAACAAUCUUAAAUAGGUUGAAUUGAGAAGGAAUAUCAGGGCAGUUGAUUGUGGAAUGUGAACCCAUUCAGUUGGGUAUAUUCAGGUGGUUAAGCAUAACAUCAACUCAACUAUUGUGGUUAGUCAACACUUCAAAUUGAUCAAAAGAAAUACACUUUUUUUCUUUGAUUUACUGGAGAGCAAUACAGGUAGUCCUCGACUUACAACAGUUCAUUUAGUGACCGUUCAAACUACUGGAAAAAUUGACUUAUAACCAUCUUUCACAUUUAUGACCAUUGGAGCAGCCCCAUGGUCACGUGAUCAAAAUUCAGAUGCUUGGUCACUGACUCAUAUAUAUGAUGGUUUCAGUGCCCCAGGGUUAUGAGAUCACUUUUUGUGACCACCUGACAAAGUCAAUGGAGAAGUGAGAUUCCCUUAACAACUGUGUUAUUAACUUAAAAACUGUGUUUCACUUAACAACUAUCAAGAAAGGUUGUAAAAUGAAACAACUCACUUAACAAAUGUCUCUCUUAACAACAGAAAUUUUGACUUAAUUGUGGUUGUAACUCGAGGACUACCUGCACUAGUCUUUAAUUCUGUUGCAUUUGAACCAGCCCACUGUCUGAGCAAUCAGUCAGGUGUCUUCAAUAGUUCAUGAGUUAUGUGUUUCACUUCAUAAAUAAAUUUUUCAAAGAAUGCUUUGGAUAUUAUCUUUUGGUAACAUCCAAUAAUAUCAUUACAUCUUCAGCCCAAUCUGGAAUCUCUGCUGUGACUUUUAAGUCCAAUAUGGUUUACAGUACUGGCAAAUGCUGACAAUCAAUUGGAUGCAGCUUAUAACUUUUUAUUGAAUUCCAGUUGCACGCAGGCUCUUAAAAUUUACUUCCUAAAUUCUCUUUGUGAUUACUUGUGAGUUACUAGCCAGAGGACUGGAAACAAAGUUUCAAGUUGAUAUAGAAAACAUAAAGCAAAUGAUACAGUAUCUUUGUAGUCUUGUUCAGAUGUUAUACUUUUGAAAGAUAUGGAAGAGAUAGAAAAUAUUAAGGAACACAAUAAUAUAAUUGUUUCCAUUUAAAUACAUUGGUUUGAAAUUUUGUAUAAUGUUUGAGUUUACGUAUCUAAAUCAUACUGGUGAUAUAGUUUAUUUGGUUUUGAAUUAUUACAUGGUGAACUUUGAUGCAUAAGUUUGUGUGUGAUAUGUAAAUCUGGUUGAUUGUUUAACUGUGAUUUGUAGAAAUCUAACAAACCAUAGCUAACUAGUGGUUGAAUUUAACCUGGGCAAAGUGUAAAAAGAAAAAGGCAAUUAGCAGUUCAAUAUAUUUCUUCAGCUCAAUCCAUACAAUUCUUUCAAAUUAGGAAAUAAUUAUUUGAAUUACUUUUCUUUUCAUUGAAGACUGUGCUAAUUGUUGGUGGAAUAAUUGUGGAUGGAAGAUUGUGAUUGCCAACUCCAUGGCAAUUGUGAGGUCAUAAAAGCAGCUGGAAGAUUCCUGCCCUGCCUAGAGAGUCAGUUGGCUUGUAGAGUUGAGCCCCAUUUUACCAGUGAAAGUCUCAAUCUGAAUUUGAAGCGUUCUUCUGCUUGCACUAAUGUUUCUCUUCUGAAUCUAACUGAUGGGGAACGUGAUGAUUCCACCACGGAGAAUGAAUCCACAGAUGAUGGUGGUCCACCAGGGGGAGCAGGGGGCGAAAGGCGGGAUCUUCUAUUUCCCAUCAAGCCAGCUUGGUCAGAAGAUGAAGAUGAUACUUCCAACCAGCAGGAAGUGAGUAAUAGUGGCCUCUUACGAGCCAAGGAUUCUAUCACCAGCCUCAAAGAGAAGACAUCCAAGGUCACCCACCAUCUUCACAACCUGCAGGAAAGCUGCCGAAAGGUGACAAAAUCUGUGGAGGAUGCUGAAAUUAAGACCAGCGUGCUGGAAGAAAAUUCAGCCCACUUGCAGGAGAAACUGCGUAACUUACAGCAACAGGUUCAAGUAGAAGACUUUCGUUGGAAAUGCAUGCUGGAGUUGGCCCAGAAGGAGGUGUUGCGGCUAUUGGCCCAGCUGGGGCUAUGCUUGGAGGGAAUGCUUCCCCAGAGGGAAAGGGUACAAGUGGAACAAGGCCAGGAGCUUGGGACGCUGAGGGAAGAACUGGAUGAAGUCUCUGCUGCGGCAAAGCGGGCAUCAAUAUCUCUCACUCAAGUCCGGGCAGACCUGGAUGGACUUCUGGAAGACAUAUCCCGACAUCUUGCAACACUGAAGAAUAUGGAAGCAUCCGACCGGCCUCCUAAUUGUGCUAGAUGUUCCAGCUACAGCAUUGUGAAUACAGAGGUGCUGCGAAAGAUGUUUGAACAUGCGAUGGCACCCAUUUUGGAGGAGCUGAAGCAGCGGGCCCAAUCAGAAGGCAUAUGCCCCAGCUGCCAGCGUUUGCAGAAGACGAUGACACAGUGAGGCACAGAGUAGACUAACCCUAGACCCUCCUGCCCCCAAUAAAAUGUUUCCAGAGUGCAGUCUUUCUGGAGCAUUUUUCCGAUCCUAAGUUGAUGCAGACCAGACCCUGAAUCCUAUUCUCAUUCUAAUCAGAUAUCUGUUCACCAAAAUUUCUGGCAGAAAAAUAUUUUUAAAUACUGGAGAUUAAAUUUAGGAUCUUCAGAGGGCAAAGCACCGUAACUUUGCCCCUAAGCUUUUCUUCCUCUUGUCUUGACUCAUACAGGGAAUUCAGUCCACAGCCCAAAAGUUAAAUGAAAAUCCUGCAUGUGCUUUCCUGAGCACUUCUGUUAGUGCUGAAUGAUAGAUUCAGUGUGACUGAAAGUGAAAGUCAUUACAUUGACAGGGAACAAUCAACAAUAUUAAUUGUAAUGAUAAAUGUAAAUUAAAAUUUGUUUUUUUCUGGUCCUAUUGAUUUUGGAGACUGCAGCCUCCUGUUGUUUUUCCAAGUCCAAAUAUGAUUCAGAUGAUCUGAUUAGAGCUACAUAUCACUCAACUACAGUUUUUGUACCAAGUCCUCAAUGAGUGGUUUUCCUGUGCACUUCUAUGUUGCUCUUCUUCUCCUCUGAAUAACUGUUCCCAUACUUUAUGGGGAGGAUAAUAGCACUAAGGUUGGUAUAGGACAGUAAAACAAAGUGAAAAAAAUGUUAGCUAAACAUCAAGCUUUGCUCCUGGACAAUAAA
Molecule: messenger RNA, 3794 nt
Organism: Ahaetulla prasina
Lineage: Eukaryota; Metazoa; Chordata; Lepidosauria; Squamata; Colubridae
Product: testis-specific serine kinase substrate-like
Exons: 8
Coding region: 2077-3075 (332 amino acids)
Cellular component (GO): centriole
Molecular function (GO): protein kinase binding
Source: RefSeq, a predicted model, not a curated record